AAGGCUCCACUCGGUUCGCUGGACAGCAGACCAGCACGCGCACACACAUAGAUACAGACGCGCACACAACAGUUUAUCUACUGCAACGGAGAACAAGAUGGGCACUGUAAUGAGGAUAGUCUGUUUUCUCCUCUUCUGCAUCACAAGAGUGUCAGCUGUGGACACAUUCCCUGAAAAAAUUGCAUUAGGUCGAAUUGCUGGAAAUGUUACUCUGAGAUGUGACACUGCUAAACAGCAUGUAACAUGGAAGCAUGACUCUGAAGAUAUAGAGCCAUCAGAACUAGCUGAGCUUAAAGACAAACAACUGAUCCUUCAUGACUUCCAAGAGGACCAAAUGGGGAACUACACCUGCUGGAGUGAGGGUGAACUCGUAGACUACACCUACAUCCUGCUUGAUGAGUCUUGGAAAUUUACCGAUUCAAUUAUAUCUUGCACAGCUGAAACUUUCAACUGCACAUUCAAAAUUUGCUGCAGAAUGGACCAAGCUGGCUUCAGUGUUUUCAGACUUCGCAAUCAACGGGAUGACAGCAGCUGGGUGCAGCGUUCUGAAGACGGUUUCUUUUACCUCACACACUCCACCAACCCGUACGCAGAGGAGGCCGAGCGGCUGGCGGUGAUAGGGGAGGCUGUGUCGUCCUCAGACCGCUACUUUAAUAUCAGCCACAACUUCUAUCUCAGAGACAUCAUCAAGCCUGCCAUUCCUCAAAUCAAGCAUAUGAGCAAGAACAAGGUUACUGUGAGACCUCCAGCCUCUUGGGCCAAGCCCGAGAGCUACUACCCUCUGGAACAUGAAAUUCAGUAUAGGAAGCGAGACGAUGGAAUGGUGAUGUCUUUCAAGUUUGACGAUAACAUGAAGGUCCCAGAUGGCAUGAGUGACCUGAGGGUUCGCAGCAGAGACUCACUGCUUCUCUCUCAGUGGAGUGACUGGACACCAUGGCAAAAUGUGCGUAAGAGAAGAAAAAAGAAGCAAAGGCAAAGAAUGGGACAAAACAAGAGUGACGUUUUCCAACAGUGAAAAAAAUUUACUUUAAUGUCCUCUAACUCUUCCA
Molecule: messenger RNA, 1049 nt
Organism: Colossoma macropomum (tambaqui)
Lineage: Eukaryota; Metazoa; Chordata; Actinopteri; Characiformes; Serrasalmidae
Gene: il12b2
Product: interleukin-12 subunit beta
Exons: 8
Coding region: 98-1015 (305 amino acids)
Biological process (GO): positive thymic T cell selection; cell surface receptor signaling pathway
Cellular component (GO): external side of plasma membrane; alpha-beta T cell receptor complex
Molecular function (GO): protein binding; transmembrane signaling receptor activity
Source: RefSeq, a predicted model, not a curated record